Molecule: messenger RNA, 1393 nt
Organism: Trichechus manatus latirostris (Florida manatee)
Lineage: Eukaryota; Metazoa; Chordata; Mammalia; Sirenia; Trichechidae
Gene: R3HCC1
Product: R3H domain and coiled-coil containing 1
Exons: 6
Coding region: 461-1216 (251 amino acids)
Source: RefSeq, a predicted model, not a curated record
CCUUUCCAGGGUACUUCUUUUCCCCCCACUCUCCAGUCGCCUCCGGUACCUGAUCCAUAGAACAGCAGAGAAUUUUGAUCUCUUGAGCAGCUUCUCUGUUGGGGAGGGCUGGAGGAGGAGGACAGUCAUCUGUCACCUGGACAUCAGGCUGCCCAAUUCAGAUGGCCUCUCUGGCCCCUGCCGCCCUCCUGCCUCCCAUCCUGGCAAGCACCGUGGUUCUCGGCCCAACUCGAACCAGGGAGCAGCUGCUGGUCCCCGAGGGGCACGGGCUGGCCGUUGGCAUCGUGGACGCAAGCCAGAUCAGGCUUUGUAUGUGCCCCGGGUGCUGCGAAGGCAGGAAGAAGGGGCACCAACCCAUGCCCCAGGCCUCAAGGGAGAGGCUCCAGCUGACUGUGUCCUGAAAGAGCCUGGAGAUGUUGGUGCUGGGGACCCCAACUCUGAUCAGGGACUCCCUGUGUUGAUGGCCCAAGCAACAGAGGACCUAACAGGCUCAGGCCAGAGUUGUGAGAAUGAGCCACUGCUGGACCCAGUUGGCAAUGAGGCCCCAGGGCCUGAGAGUCACUCAGGAGAAGGAGAUGGGUUGGAGGUAGCCAAACAGCUUGAGUCUAGCCUGCAGCUGAACCUGGCAGAGGGGAAUGAGAGUCAGCUGGAGAAGAGCAUGGUGGCAGAGGAGGAGGAGGAGGAAGAGGUGGAAGAGGAGGGUCGUGGCAGCUGCUCAGAGGACGAUUACAGUGAGCUGCUGCAGGAGAUAACAGACAACUUGACUGAGAAGGAGAUCGAAGUAGAGAAGAUCUAUGUGGACACGUCCUCCUUUGUAGAGGAGCUGCCUGGUGAGAAGGACCUGGGCCAUGUGGUGGAGAUCUACGGCUUUGAACCAGCACUCAAGACAGAGGACCUAUUGGCAGCAUUUUCUGAGUUCCAAGAGAAGGGCCUCAAGAUCCAGUGGGUGGAUGACACUCAUGCUCUCGGCAUCUUUCCCUGCCUGGCCGCAGCUGCUGAAGCCCUGUCCAGGGAUUUCUCAAUGCUCAAGAUCCGGCCCCUCACACAGGGAAGCAAGCAGUCAAAGCUCAAAGCCUUGCAGAGGCCAAAGCUCCUGCAGCUGGCAAAGGAGAGACCACAGACAAAUACGGCGGUGGCCCGGAGGCUGGUGGCCCGGGCCCUGGGGCUCCAACACAAAAAGAAAGAGCGGCCUGGGGUUGAGAAUCUCCUGUCCUGAGGCAGCAAGCCCCACAAGCCUGGACCCACGCCCCAGGCACUAACUUGGCACUAACACCAAAAGCCUUUACAGACACCACAACAGCCCUGCGCAGGCCGGGAUGAUUGUUGGAACCUCACUGUGGGGCAUGGUGGGCUUUAGUUUGGUCUACUUCUAGAAGUUGAGGAAAAAUAAAAA